AUGGAAAGCCUGCCACUCGACACAUCGCACCCCGCCGUGCGCGACUACCUCGCCCUUGUCCGACUACAGGUCCUCACACCGUUAUCUCUGCUCGUCAACAUCGCGACAGUCGUUGUAUGCGCCACGCUCAUCUCACCAGGAAUCGCUGGCAUAGCACAUCUCCACCCGACAAGCAUCACUCCAAACUCGCCUGCCAUAGCAGCGUAUGUUGGAUUUAUCUUCUUGGGGCAGAUUGGGUACUGCGUGUUGCUCGUGGUGGCGAGUAAGGCGGAGACCAAGGCAGCACUAAUCAAGGGCGUCGGAAUGUCGCUCGUAUUCUCUAAUUUUGCCAUGGCGUUGUGGGCUAUUGCAUGGGUGAUGCAAUGGUUCCUUUUAUCCACCGUCCUUCAGGGAAUAAUUCUGCUUCUUCUCCUGUUCUCCAACAUCUCCCUACUGAUCUACCAUCCGCCUAAUGCGUCUCGCCCUCUGGAUACCGCACUUAUCCACGCACCACUACGGUUUUUUCUCAUCCUCCCUUUGAGCAUUCUAUUUCCAUUAUGUCUAUUCGUCACUCUACACCUGACAUACCAUCCCACACCGCCUGGAUAUCCGCAAAGGUAUGAGGACUGGCACGCGAUGGCUGGAUUUGGCGUUCUCCUUGGAACAAAUAUUCUCGGUCUCCUCGUGAUCAUAAUCCGCCGUGACAUAGUCUGGUGCAUUGCCGCCACAUGGAUCGCCAUCAGCAUCUGGAGCGCAAGCCCAAAGCCUGCACCCGUUUAUAUCACUUCCAUUUUAUUCACCGCCCUUCAUCCUCUUGGAUUGAUCCUGUCGAUAAUUUAUGCAAGGUUUUACGGGACCUCUCGGCGCAUCGAGCUUCCUCGAGACGAUGGUCAUCCUGGGCUGUAUGCUCCGAAUCAAAACGGCGGCAGUCAACAGGUACCGGGCCCAGCAGAAAUCGAGCGAGGGCCCAGGGAGAUUGAUGGCGAGAAUUGGGGUUAA
This is a messenger RNA of Cyclocybe aegerita, 978 nucleotides long. The record is from the annotation of a GenBank genome assembly. NCBI's taxonomy places the organism in Eukaryota, Fungi, Basidiomycota, Agaricomycetes, Agaricales, Hemipholiotaceae.